This is a messenger RNA of Rhagoletis pomonella (apple maggot), 3210 nucleotides long. RefSeq lists its product as uncharacterized. The record is from RefSeq and is a predicted model, not a curated record. The transcript is spliced from 2 exons. Lineage: Eukaryota; Metazoa; Arthropoda; Insecta; Diptera; Tephritidae. The coding region runs from base 134 to 1873 and encodes 579 amino acids.
UAAACUAUGGCAUCCCCUACACACAUACAUGUAACUUACUUUACGUUGACAUCACUGUCACUUUAAUUGAAAUAAACAAAACAGUCUUGUACUGCACUUAAACGGAAUAACACAUGGCGCAGCCGAAUAAGGAAUGAAAACACGGAGUGGGGCUGAAUUGAAGCAAGAUAAAAGCGAAGACAGCACGGACGACGAAGGUGAUGACUUCAAAAUGGCCAAUAGUAGCAGCACUUAUGGUAGUUUGGACGUGAGACGCCCUGAUCCCCUAAAGUUUGAUGGUAAUGUUGCAGAGCAAUGGCGUGUUUUCAAACAAAAUUUUGAUAUAUACGCCAUAGCCAUUGAUUUGGAAGAAAGAAAAGAACAGCAAAAAGUUGGAAUAUUUCUCAAUGCGUGUGGUCCAGAAACAAUUGAAAUUUUUAACACUUUUGGACUUACAGUGGAACAGAAGAAGAAUUAUGAUGCAGUUUUUGCGGCAGUUGAAAAUUACUGCACGCCAAAAAAAAAUGAGGUGUAUGAAGCUUUUAGAUUCAAUUCGCGGAAGCAGGAGGAGGGGGAGCCAUUCGAAUCGUAUUUGCUUGACUUGCGCAAAAGAGUGAAACAUUGUGGGUAUACGGACAUGGAUAGAAUGAUUCGAGACAACAUUGUUAUUGGGACAAACAGUCAAAAGCUGCAGAAAAAACUCUUAGAAACAGAAAAUUUGACUUUGAGCAGAGCCAUUGAAAUCGCGCGCGCUGCUGAGCUAGUGGACAAAUAUACAAAUGAAAUGCAACAACAAAGCAAAUGCACAACAGUGAAUGCAAUAAGAUCACACAAACAAAUUUCGCAAAAUAGCGGUGCGCGCAAUACAAUAGAAAAUACUAAAAGUUUGAGCAAAGAAAAUGUACGAGUUAAGCAUAAUUCAAGACAAAGUGCUAAUUGUAAAUUUUGUAAAGGGGUUCAUGAGUUUGGCAAAUGCCCAGCCUUCGGGAAAAAAUGCAACAACUGCGGUCGUUUAAAUCAUUUUAGCGUUGCGUGUUAUAGCUCACAAGUUCACGAAAUAAAAGAGAGUGACGAAAAAAGGGAAAGUGGCGAUGAUAUUGUUUUGCAUAAUAUUGAAGACUUAUCAGUGGGUCGGAAAAGAUGGUAUGAAAAAAUCAGAGUGAAUGAUUGCCUCAUAAAUUUUAAGUUGGAUACGGGUGCCGACGUUAAUAUUUUGCCUUACAAGUAUUUUAUAAAAUACAUGAAAAAUACGAUGCUCUAUGAAGGUGGUUUGCCACCACGCAGUUAUAGUGGAGCUGAGUUGGAUUACAAAGGUGUAAUUCAAUGUUUAGUGAUGUGCCGAAAUGAAAUAAAGACUUUACAAUUCACGGUUGUUGAUACACCAUACGAACCUUUGUUAGGACUAUCAGCGUGUGAGCAGCUUAAUCUUAUAAAGCGUGUAAACGUCAUUCGUGAAGCAACAAGGGAUGAAUUUAUACGAAACUAUAGAGAUGUUUUUGAAGGCACGGGAUGUUUUGUGACGAACUUGGAUAUCCAGGUAAAGAAAAAUUCGGUUCCGGUGGUAAAACCAGCAAGGAGAAUCCCACAGUCGUUAGCAGAAAAAGUCAAAAAUGAGUUACACAAAAUGGUAGAAAAUGGAAUAAUUGAACGCAUGGAUGGUCCUAUUGAACGUGCCUCUAAUCUUGUAGUUGUUGAGAAGAAAUCAGGUAAACUUCGUUUGUGCAUAGACCCGCAAGAUUUAAAUGCAGACAUUUUAUCGGAAAAUCAUACGAUUCCAUCAUUUGAAUCUAUAUCGGAAAAUUUUUAUACAUCGCUGAUCUGUUGUCUCGAUACUUUGAUGAGGACAAUAACGCGCCCGAUAUUGAAGAUCUUAACGAAUUCGUCCAUUCAUUAAACAUCACCGACGAACGCCUAAACAGUUUUCGAAUCGAGAUAGAAAAAGAUAAGCAUUUAACGCAGUUGAAACAAGUUUUAAUAAAUGGCUGGCCUCAUAAGAAAGAGUUGUUAUGUGACGAUAUUAAAAUGUUUUGGAAGCAUCGUUCUGAUCUGUUUUUAGAAGACGGUAUCUUAUAUUUGAAUAACAGGGUUAUUGUACCGCCUGUUUUGAGAGAAACCAUAUUAUCGCAGCUGCACGUGUCUCAUUUAGGUAUUGAAAAAACAAAAAAGCGCGCUCGCGAAUUAGUGUACUGGCCAGGAAUUGAUGGUGCUAUUGAGAAAAUGAUAACCAAUUGUGACAUAUGCCAGCGAAGUCGAUCCGCUAAUGUUAAGGAACCAAUGAUACCACACAGCAUUCCCAAUCUACCCUUUAAUAAAAUAGGCGUAGACAUUUGUGAAUUUGCAUCAAGAAACUAUUUAAUAAUAGCGGAUUAUUACUCGCGAUAUUUGGACAUAGCGCCGUUGAAAUCGAAAACAGCAACUGAGUGUAUCAAUGCACUUAGAACAUGUUUCGCCGUACACGGAUUACCUGUAGAAAUAAUUUCAGACAAUAUGCCCUUCAAUUCAUACGAGUUUAAACGAUUUUGUGAUCAAAUUGGAGCUAAAUUAACAACAACAAGCCCUGGUUAUUCGCAAUCCAACGGUUUUGCUGAGCGUUUCGUUGGGAUAGCAAAAAACUUAAUAAAGAAAACAAAUGAGAGUAAAAAAGAGUUAUGGCUGGCCUUACUCGAAUAUCGCAAUACACCGCUUAAAGAUAUUGAUGCUUCACCAGUGGAACUUUUAAUGAGUAGAAAAACCCGCACCCUUUUGCCAACAAAAACAACUUUGUUUCAACCAAGAAUCAUUCCGAAUAUAUCUAACAACAUAAAUGCAAAAAAUUACAAGUCAAAAAAAUACUACGAUCGUUCUGCAUCGCAAAAAAAAUCCUUUGUGAAGGGUGACAAGAUAUGGUAUAAGAACAACAAUAAGGGAUGGGUAAAAGCUACAAUCAUCGACACACACGAUUCACCUAGAUCAUACUGGAUCGAACUAGAAGACCAAACCAUUUACCGGCGAAAUUCGAAAUGGCUGCGAAAACGAUUAUAGUUAUUGGUAUAUUAGAAUAUUUGAACUUUUUUAAUCAUUGAAUUAUAAAUUAUUAAUGAAUUUACUUAGUAUAUGAAUUAAGAAGGGAGAUGUUAUAUAUAUGUAAACUAUGGCAUCCCCUACACACAUACAUGUAACUUACUUUACGUUGACAUCACUGUCACUUUAAUUGAAAUAAACAAAACAGUCUUGUACUGCACUUAAACGGAA